CCACCAGAAGCGAGAGAAAGAAAACCGAAAUCACGCGAACCGCCGCCGCGUGACGCGAUGGAGCCCUCGGCGGCCGUCGCGUCGAGGCCACCGAGCUUCACCGCGCAGACGAAUGCCCUCCUCCGCAAGAAUCUCAUCUUCCAGAAACGAAACAGGAAAGGAACCAUUCGGCUAAUCAUAGUUCCGAUAUACCUCUGCCUCUUGCUCACCAUUCUUCAGAGAGUCAUCAACAGCGUUCUUGACAAGCCCAAGUUCAGAUGUGGUUGCAAGUGUGUUGAUGUCAACGGCACAGGCUCUUGCCAAAAUGUGUGUGGAAUUCAGUACUCUACACUGGAUCAGGCUGGCAGUUGCCCCAUACCGAACCCCCCGGAAUGGCCUGCUCUCUUGCAGUUACCGCGCCCUGAGUAUCGCGCCAUGCAGGAAUCCUCCUUGUAUGCAGGUUUCCCAGAUGUAUCAUGCAGAAAAUCACAAUCUUGCGCAGCUACUAUACCCUUCACAGGAGCAAAUGAGACCCUAUCUAACAUUGUCAUGCAAAAUUUGUUCACAAGCUCACCGCUUUCAAAUCUUUCUGAUAAUGCGAGCAUAUCCAGUCUUCUCCUUGGGACAGAUGUACCGGGUACUUAUACAGGCUUCAUUGAACCCGCUUUUGUCUCAGAUCGACCCAUAUAUGUUCUUAGACCUCAAUGCAAAGCCAGUGAUUCAGUUACAGUCCCCAUUACGUUUGGUGAUAUUAAUAUUCGGAAAGAGAUGUUAUGUAUUCAAGGUUUACCCUUGUGGAGGAAUAGUUCAGCAAUAAUAAAUGAGGAAACCUUCAACGGCUACAGGAAAGGGAAAAGUCAGGAAGGGAUAAAUGAGAUUCCAAUGGCCUAUGAUUUCCAAGACUCAAACGAGAAGCAUUUCAGCGUGUUAGCUUUAUAUAACUCAACUUAUCAGAAUGUGUCUUAUGUUCCAAUGCCAUUUGGACUUCUGCAUAUCUCGCGCUCCUUGAACGCGGUCUCAAAUGCAUAUCUCCAGUUUCUUCGAGGAUCAGGUGUAAAAAUGUUGCUUGCAUUCACAAAAGAAAUGCCUAAGCAAGAGACUCGUUUGAGAUUUGAUUUUUCUUCUGUUAUCGGCCCUCUCUUUUUUGAAUGGGUUGUUGCCUUGCUUUUCCCGGUUAUGUUGACAUACCUUGUAUAUGAGAAGCAACAUAAGCUCCGAACAAUGAUGAAAAUGCAUGGACUUGGGGAUGGCCCUUACUGGAUUAUCUACUAUGCAUAUUUCCUUAUUUUGUCCAUGGUGUAUUUGGUUCUAUUUGUCGUUUUUGGAUCCGUUAUAGGUCUAAACUUUUUCAAGAUAAAUGACUACAGUAUCCAAUUUGUUUUCUUUUUUAGUUUCAUGAACCUGCAGAUUGUACUAGCCUUCCUAACUGCAACCUUCUUUUCUAAAGUCAACACUGCUCAAGCAAUUGCAUACCUGUACAUAUUUGGAUCGGGGUUGAUUGCAGGAUCUCUUAUUCGCAAUUUUAUUGAAGGUGGCAAGUUCCCAAAGCACUGGAUUACAGUUCUCGAGAUAAUACCUGCAUUUUCUUUGUAUCGAGGACUAUAUGAGCUUGGCCAAUAUGCUAUUAGGGCUUCUGAAGCUGGAAGUCAUGGCAUGAGAUGGAGUGAUCUAAAUGACCAUGCAAAUGGAAUGAGAGAUGCGCUGAUUAUUAUUAUUCUAGAAUGGUUGGUUUUGCUUCCUGUUGCGUACUAUUUGGACCAUUCUGCUUCAGUUGGACACAAAUCUAGUUUCCUUUCCCUAAUAAAAAAUCUGCUGAAGAAGAACCCAACUUGGAGAAGGGUAUCUAUUAACGAAGUAGUUAACGACGCUGUUCAUGUAGAAAUGGUGAAGCAAGAUAUUAUUAAAGAAAGGGAAACUGUUGAUCAAGUACUACAACAACAGAGUAGCGGCUAUGCAGUUGUCUGUGAUGAUCUCAAGAAAGUAUAUCAUGGAAAGGAUGGUAAUCCUGAUAAGUUUGCUGUUCGGGGUCUAUCACUUGCUUUGCCUUAUGGAGAGUGCCUGGGCAUUCUUGGUCCUAAUGGAGCUGGCAAGAGCUCUUUCAUUAGCAUGAUGAUUGGGCUUACAAGGCCAACAUCCGGAAAUGCAUUCGUACGGGAGUUCAGCAUACAGACUGACAUGGAAAAGAUAUAUAACAGCAUGGGGGUUUGUCCACAGAAUGAUAUGCUCUGGGAAAUGCUGACCGGCAGAGAACAUCUCCAGUUUUAUGGGCGGCUGAAGAGCCUCAAUGGCUCUGAUUUGGACACUGCUGUUAACGAAUCUUUAAGAAGUGUAAAUUUACUUCAUGGUGGUGCUCCUGAUAAGCAAGUCAGGAAGUACAGUGGUGGCAUGAAGAGGCGUCUCAGUGUAGCCAUCUCGCUGAUUGGAGAUGCUAAAGUUGUCUACAUGGAUGAGCCCAGUACAGGAUUAGACCCGGCUUCGAGGAAGAGUCUAUGGGACGCUGUGAAGCAAGCGAAGCGAGACAGAGCGAUCGUUCUUACUACCCAUUCCAUGGAAGAAGCUGAAGUUCUCUGUGACAGGUUGUGCAUCAUGGUAGAUGGCAGCCUCCAGUGCAUUGGGACACCCAAAGAGCUCAUAGCGCGAUACGGAGGGUACUACGUGCUGACAAUGACAACAUCCCCGGAGUUUGAGCAAGAGGUCGAGAAUCUGGCGCGAAAGCUCUCACCGAACGCGAGGAAAGUAUACCAUCUGUCUGGGACACAGAAGUACGAGCUGCCGAAGCAGCAGGUGAGGAUCGCGGAUGUGUUCAUGGCCGUGGAGAAUUUCAAGAGGAGGACGGAGGUCCAGGCGUGGGGGCUCGCGGACACCACCAUGGAAGACGUGUUCGUCAAGGUCGCCAAAGGGGCGCAGUCGAGCGAAGAACUCUCAUGAUGAUCUGGUGCAAAAAUGAUGUUUUGUUUGUGCUGUUCUGAUGUACUUUGUACAGAAAGUAGGAUAAAUCUUUUGUCAGGCAUUAGUUUGCUUAUUUUUCUGUACAUAAGGAUCCUAUGGCAUGUUGUUUUUGUUCAAUCUUCUUUUGGUCUUUUGUAGAUAAGGUUUGUGUUAUUGUGUAUGUUAUAGAAAAAAAGAUGGUGUGUGUAGGCGUAUAUUGGUGAUUGUAUUUUAUAUAUGUUUGUCAACUUGUUGCUGCACGUAUAUGUCUCUGCAAAGAAUCAUAAACCUUUGACCAGAAGCCUUUGAAUU
This is a messenger RNA of Oryza sativa Japonica Group (Japanese rice), 3219 nucleotides long. RefSeq names its product ABC transporter A family member 8. Gene Ontology annotation, molecular function: lipid carrier activity; ATP binding; ABC-type transporter activity. Lineage: Eukaryota; Viridiplantae; Streptophyta; Magnoliopsida; Poales; Poaceae. The record is from RefSeq and is a predicted model, not a curated record. Gene Ontology annotation, biological process: lipid transport; transmembrane transport. Gene Ontology annotation, cellular component: membrane; intracellular membrane-bounded organelle.